ACACGCGUCCACGCUCGGCUGAAAGACUUUCUUGUGUGACGCGGAGUUCUCCGGAGGCCAAUUAAGAGGCCCUCCCCCAUGCCCCCCCUCGAACCCGGGGCCCGGGGUGUGUCCGCGGCGACGGGGUUGCCAUGACGGCGGGGGGGCUGCGCAGGCGGCUGCUGCUGUCUUUCCUGGGCGUGUGCGGCCUGCUCUGCCUCUACAUCCUGUGCGUGAGCCUGCAGUUCCGGGUGCCCUGGCGCAUGGUGCAGGCCCGGCUCCCUCUGCCCGGAUAUGCCCGGGAAUCCCACCCGCAGCCCAGCAGCUCCAGUGACUCCCGGAUCCUUGCCUGGGACACCCCCCACCCUGGGGCCCCCGGGGGCCAGGAGGAGCAGACCCCCGGGGCGCGGCACGGGCCCCCCACACCUCCACCCUCCAAGCUCCGCCUGAAGCCCACCAGGGCCCCCACGCCCAAGCCUCCGCCCCCCACACCGAAAAGGCCGACAGAGCCCCCCUACAUUGGAGACAGAUACGCCAGGGAGGAGUUCUGGCGUGCACAGACUAACUGCUCGGCGGGGAUCCGGAGGAAGGUAGCGGGGACGGAUUUCGGGGCGCGGUUCCUGGCAGACAUCCCAGUGCUGCAGUGGCGGGGUCACAUCUCAGCGGCGGAGUACGAGAGGCUCAGGCGGUACCCCGGCGCCCACGGCUGGGGCGGCGUCGAUUUCGACACUCUGGUGUCCUGUCUGUCCAUACUGAACACCUCCAGCCGGGUCAUGUUUGACGACUGGGGCCGCCGGUCCAACGGGUCGACUUGCGUCCGCUGUGCGGUGGUUGGGAACGGUGGGAUUCUGAACGGGUCCAGGAAGGGCCGGGAGAUCGACCAGCACGACUACGUCUUCAGGGUGAAUGGUGCUGUGGUCCAGGGCUUUGAGGAGGAUGUGGGCUCGCGCACCUCCUUCUACACCUUCUCCACCAACACCAUGCGCAAUUCCAUGCGCAGUUACGCAUCUGCAGGCUACCACGGUCCUCCAGUCUCUGAGGAGACCAGGUAUAUCUUCUUGCCCGACCAUGACCGGGACUACAUUCUUCUGAGGGCUGCGGCGACACACACCCCCAUUGAGAGAGGGCCGGAGCGCAGCAAAGACCCGCCCAAGUAUUUUGGAGAACACGCGACGGCGGACACAUUCAAGAUAUACCACCCCGACUUUGUCAGGUACCUGCGAAACAGGUUCCUGCGCUCCUCGACUCUGAGGACCAGAUACAGAGAUAUAUACCGUCCUUCCACUGGAGCAGUGAUGUUAUUGGCUGCCCUGCACACAUGUGACCAGGUGAGCGCAUAUGGGUUCAUGACCCCGGACUACAAGAAGUACUCCGACCACUACUACGACAAAAAGUACAGGGGUGUGGGCUUUUUCGCCAACCACGACCUGCGCAUGGAGAUGUCGCUAUGGCAACAGCUGCACCGGGCGGGCCUCAUCCGCCUCUACAUGCGCGAGUAAGCGCGGUGGCCGCAGCGACGCCGCCUGACCCCGCGCCCCCCCGGCGUGGGCGGACCCCCCUGGUGGGGGGGCAUCUGGGGGGGAGGAGGAACGAGAGGGGGAGAGCCCCUCCUUCUUUUAAAAGACCCUUUUAAAUCUUUUAAACUGCUGCUAUGUUUCUGAAGCUGGGAAUUUUUGUGGGAUUUUUGUCUCUGUUGGCGACAGUUUGUCCUGCUGCCGUGCCUUCAGAUUAACGCUGGCGUUUCAGAUGCAAGGCUUCUCUCUCUCAGGUCCCGCCCCUUCCCUAACGGCCUGCCUCGGCCUGACACACACACACGCGCACGCAC
This is a messenger RNA of Megalops cyprinoides (Indo-Pacific tarpon), 1804 nucleotides long. It is a transcript of the gene st6galnac, whose product is annotated as ST6 (alpha-N-acetyl-neuraminyl-2,3-beta-galactosyl-1,3)-N-acetylgalactosaminide alpha-2,6-sialyltransferase. The transcript is spliced from 9 exons. The record is from RefSeq and is a predicted model, not a curated record. The coding region runs from base 132 to 1478 and encodes 448 amino acids. NCBI's taxonomy places the organism in Eukaryota, Metazoa, Chordata, Actinopteri, Elopiformes, Megalopidae. Gene Ontology annotation, molecular function: sialyltransferase activity.